AAGAUUAAGGAAUUUAUGAAAAAGAAAGGCAGAGGCUAAGUCCAAGAAAAUUGACAUAACUAGAAUAUAAACAUAGGAUCUCACACUUAUAUAACCCACACAUCUGCACGUACUUUUCACUCACCAUACACAACUUCUUGUGGGGGUUUUAGUUUAGUUUAGUUUUGCUAUACCCAUACCCCUCAAUCGCUCCCUCUCCCCUCAAAUUCUGAGUUUAAUCUUUCUCAAUCAUGAAACCAUACUACAUACUCUUCCUACUUCUUCUCUCCCAAUUCCCAUUUUUUGCGGUGAGUUACCAUGACUACGCCGACGCAUUGUCCAAAUCUAUUAUGUUUUUCGAGGGACAGCGUUCCGGGUACUUGCCGGCGGACCAGAGGUUGGCUUGGCGGGGGAACUCCGGGCUUGGCGAUGGGUGGAUGGUGUCGCAGGAUUUGACCGGCGGAUACUAUGACGCCGGAGAUAAUGUUAAGUUUAAUUUUCCGAUGGCGUUCACCACCACGAUGCUGGCGUGGAGCGUGGUGGAGUUUGGGGAGUGCAUGCCGCCGGCGGAGCUGAGGAAUGCUCUGGUGGCGAUCAGGUGGGCCACGGAUUAUUUGUUGAAGACGGUUUCUCAACCCAACCGUAUUUUUGUUCAGGUUGGAGAUCCGAUUAGUGACCAUAAUUGUUGGGAAAGGCCAGAGGAUAUGGACACAGCUAGGACAGUUUACACGGUUGAUGCACCAAAUCCAGCCUCUGACGUUGCUGGUGAGACAGCCGCGGCACUGGCUGCCUCCUCCAUUGCGUUCAGAUCAUCCGAUCCCGGAUAUGCUGAGACUCUGUUUCGAACUGCAACUAGAGUUUUUGAGUUUGCAGAUAGUUACCGUGGCGCUUAUAGUGAUAAUUCUAACAUUAGAGAUGGGGUCUGUCCAUUUUACUGUGAUUUUGAUGGAUAUCAGGAUGAACUGCUGUGGGGAGCUUCAUGGCUAAGAAGGGCAUCACAGGAUAACUCUUACCUUGACUACUUGCAAAACAAUGGCAAAACUCUUGGUGCCGAUGACAACAUUAAUGAGUUCGGAUGGGACAAUAAACAUGCCGGUCUAAACGUGCUAGUUUCCAAGGAGGUAUUGGAGAGCAGCAUGUACUCUCUCCAGUCAUACAGAGCAUCAGCCGAUAGCUUCAUGUGCACACUCAUACCAGAGUCUUCCUCCUACCACAUAGAGUUCACUCCUGGAGGCCUCAUUUACAGGCCUGGCGGUAGCAAUUUACAGCAUGCAACCACCAUUUCUUUCCUCUUACUCGUCUAUGCAAAUUACUUGGAAAGAUCUUCCCAAACUGUCAACUGUGGGGAAGUCAGCAUUAGCCCUUCAAAGCUGAGGCAAAUAGCUCAAAGGCAAGUUAAUUAUAUCCUAGGUGAAAAUCCUAAGGGAAUGUCAUACAUGGUUGGGUAUAGUAAUUUGUACCCUCAAAGGAUCCACCAUCGCGGUUCCUCCCUUCCUUCCACCAAAGAUCAUCCUCAGGUCAUCGGUUGCAAGGAGGGAUCAACCUAUUUUAACUCGUCGGACCCUAAUCCUAACAUCUUGGUUGGGGCCAUCGUGGGUGGGCCCGGGGAAGACGAUGACUAUGAGGAUGAUAGAGCCGAUUUUCGGAAGUCCGAACCCACAACUUAUAUCAAUGCACCAUUUGUUGGAGUUCUUGCAUACUUUGUUGCCAAUCCUAAUCCUUAGUUAGGGCAAGAACAUGAUGAAAAAUGUGUAUAGAUUCAAGAUGAAGAAAGUAUUGCGAGUGGAAAUUAGAAGAAAAACAAGAGAGUCUCUCAUCUUGCGUAAAAGCAAGGAGGAAGAGGCUAAGUGAUAGGAUUGUUUGGCUACAAUAGCUCAUUGGCCAUGCAUGUCGUUGCAGCUAUGAAUUUCAGUUUGAACUUUUGUUUCAUUCAUACUUCAA
Molecule: messenger RNA, 1920 nt
Organism: Sesamum indicum (sesame)
Lineage: Eukaryota; Viridiplantae; Streptophyta; Magnoliopsida; Lamiales; Pedaliaceae
Product: endoglucanase 24
Biological process (GO): carbohydrate metabolic process
Molecular function (GO): hydrolase activity, hydrolyzing O-glycosyl compounds
Source: RefSeq, a predicted model, not a curated record